AUGGGUGGUGGUGGUGGAAAGCCGCUCAAUAUUUUUCGACUGGGUCGAAGCCUUGAGGAUGAGCCCAAAGAAGUCCUGAACUGGCGAUUAUGGUUUGCCGUCUUCUCCUUCGGAAUCAUGGGAGCUGCUCGAGGAGUUGACGAGGGUUUGAUCAGCGGUACAUUCAAUACGGUUCACUUCCAAAAGCUUUUGCAUUUCAACGAGUUGGACAAAGAAGAACUUGCAAAUGUCAAGGGAAACGUUUCAGCUAUGGUUCAGAUUGGCAGCGUUGGUGGUGCCCUUCUUGCGUUCGUCCUUGCGGAUCGCAUUGGUCGUCUGUGGGCAACUCGACAACUGUGUGCGCUGUGGAUUCUUGGUAUUGUGAUUUUCUUGACAAAUAAUGGCCGCCUGGGUCAAGUCUAUGCCGGCCGAUUCAUUGCUGGUCUUGGAAUUGGACAAACGACUGUGAUCGCUCCAGUCUACAUUUCCGAAAUCGCUCCCAAGGCUGUCCGAGGUCUUUGCACUUGCGUCUUUGCAGGAUCCGUCUACAUCGGGAUUAUGCUAGCAUAUUUUGCAUCAUGGGGCAGCAGUCUGCACAUCAACAAGAACACCUACAAUUCCUGGGUCGUUCCUACAUCUCUGCAUCUGAUGUUUGCUGGAAUCAUCUUCGUCUUGUCCUUCUUCAACUACGAGUCUCCUCGCUUCCUCAUCAAGAAGGGCAACGUCGAACAUGCCGUUGCGAAUCUUGCCCGUGUUCGAGGUCUUCCUGCCGAUGAUGAUUACGUGGUCGCCGAGAUCAACGGCAUCAAGCACCAACUUGCUGAAGAGCAAGAAGCGACUAUGGGCCAAGGCGCAUGGGGUUAUGUUCGGGAGAUGUUCUUCAUGCCCAACAAUUUUUACCGUAUCUACCUGGGUCUUGGGACGCAAUUGCUCAGUCAAUGGUCAGGAGCUCAAAGUAUCACCAUCUAUGCUCCCGAUAUGUUUGCUCUGCUUGGAACCAAGGGACAGAACGAAAAGCUUUUCGCAACCGCUAUUUUCGGUGUCGUGAAAUUCGUGGCUGCUAUCAUGUGCGCGCUCUUCCUCGUCGAUGUCAUCGGUAGAAAACGAGCUUUGUCGAUCGGUAUCGCUCUCCAGGCUCUGUCUAUGUGCUAUGUCGCAGCUUUCUUGACCGCGGUGCCCAACAUCGAUGAAGACACUGUAUUCACAAAAUCACAAAAGGCCGCGUCCACGGGCGCUAUUGUUAUGAUAUAUUUUUCGGGCUUUGGCUGGGCUAUGGGCUGGAACUCAAUUCAGUACCUCCUCAACUCAGAGAUCUACCCACUGCGCAUUCGCGCCAUCAGCUCAUCUUUGGUUAUGUGCUUCCAUUUCGUCAACCAAUACGGCAACUCUCGCGCUGUCCCAAGUAUGCUGCUGCCUACUUCAUCAGGCGGCAUGUCUCCCAACGGCACAUUCUGGUUCUUCACGGUCAUUACCAUCCUCGGCGGCUGUUGGGCUUGGUUCUUCAUCCCGGAGACCAGCGGCCGUAGCCUCGAGAGCAUGGAUGCCUUGUUCACAUUGCCGUGGUACAAGAUUGGUCGCUAUGGACAGAGAGAUGCCGAAAGCAGUGAGCUUAUCGCUCGAGAACGAAUCAUGGAGGAGAAGGCUGUGGGAGCCGGGAAUAGUACUCAGGUCGAGGUUGUCAAGGGAUCCGAACAGCAGGAGAAGACUGCUUAG
Molecule: messenger RNA, 1692 nt
Organism: Exophiala bonariae
Lineage: Eukaryota; Fungi; Ascomycota; Eurotiomycetes; Chaetothyriales; Herpotrichiellaceae
Exons: 8
Coding region: 1-1692 (563 amino acids)
Biological process (GO): carbohydrate transport; transmembrane transport
Cellular component (GO): membrane
Molecular function (GO): carbohydrate:proton symporter activity
Source: RefSeq, a predicted model, not a curated record